CCGCGCGCCGCGGUGCGCCCAGAGCGGCGGCCGCUUCCGGGAGGGCUGGGGCGACCCUACCCCGGCGGCUCCUCCAGCCCCCGGGAGUGGGGGGCGAGGGGGUUGGUCCGGCCUGAAGCGCGGUCCCAGCCACGGUCCUUCCCGCGCCACCCGCGCCUGCGCCCCGCUCCCAGUCCCUUCGCUCUCGGCCAGCCGGUCCUUCCGUCCCGGGCCGCCCGCCCGGUGACUCUGCCGAGCCCCCUGCACCCCCAGCUCGGCCUCGGCCCCGCCGCCAGCGCCCGCGCUGCCCCGCUCCGGCUCGGGUCCCUCGGAGCUCAAGUUUCGACCCUCCGCCGGGUCGGGUUCCCGGCGCUCCUCGCUUCUGCGCCAUCCAUCCCCGCGCGGGGCUCUCGCCCACCAAGCCCCGCACCCCUCAGCCACCCCCAGCUUCCGCGAGGCCAAGCCCUCGUCCGUCCAGGACAGGUUACCGGACCAGCUGGAGGAGGCGCCUGUGAGCGGUGUGACCCUGUGCACCCGCCCCGUGAUUCCCCCAGAGCUACCCCCAGAAUUCCUUUUUGGGCUAGGGUCGCGAGGGACGCGGCGCAGUUGAGUACUCGACUAGGGAAGGGACCUCCAAUCUCUGUCUCCCCACCUCCCAAAGCUCAUAGCAGGAAACUGGCUUGGCUGAGAAGACCCAGGCCUAAUAACCUGGGGAGCUGAGGAGCACCCAGAAGAAAGUGGAAAAGCUGGGAGAUCUGAGGGUCGAAGUGGUGGCCCUUCCCUUUUGUGGGCAUUUCUGAUCUGGGGGCCAGCUGCAACCUGUGGUCUGUCACUGCAAGAGAAAGAAGAGGAAAAGACAGACCCUAAAAGAACUCAGAUAGAAAGACACACCUGUUGGAUGUGCAGGAUGAGCAGGAGCCACGGAGAGAAGGAGAAAGAAUGAGUGAGAGAGAGCCCAAGGCAGGCAAGUGGCCCACCCCCAUCAGCAGGGCUGUGCCUCAUGCUAGCUCCUGCAGGAAAUCCAGCAGCGCUGUAUGCCACUCCUCUGGUUUGUCAAGGCACUGUUAUAGGUUGUAGCUUGGCAUCGCAGGCCGAAGAGGAUAGGGGUUAGAGUAAAAAAAUCUGUUUUCCGGAGCCGGAAACCGGAGCGCUAAGCAGGGAAAGGAUUUGAAGUUCCGGCUGGCGAGGGAAGCGAGGUGCUCAGCGCGCUGCCCGCUGGGGCCCAACGCACUGACGCCGCGGCCAGGGGCGCGGUCACCGGCGCUGCCACCGCUCACUCUGUCCCCUCCGAGGACCUUCGUUGUGGAUCGCAGGGUCUGACUGUGGUACAGACCUCCAUGACCCGGUCCCAGGUCGCCCUGCUGGGCCUGGGCCUGCUGUUCAUGCUGCUACUGUACGUGGGGCUGCCAGGACCCCCUGAGCAGACCUCCUGGCUCUGGGGAGACCCCAAUGUCACGAUCCUGGCUGGUCUCACCCCUGGCAGCUCCCCCAUUUUUUACCGCGAGGUGCUCCCACUUCACCGGGCCCGCAGGGUGGAUGUGGUGCUGCUCCAUGGAAAGGCCUUUAACUCCCGGACAUGGGAGCAGCUGGGCACACUGCAGCUGCUGGCGCAGAGGGGCUACCGGGCCGUGGCCCUUGACCUCCCAGGUUUUGGGAACUCGGCACCUUCGAAGGAGGCAAGCACAGAGGCAGGGCGGGCACAGCUGUUGGAGCGAGUGCUGCAGGACCUAGAGGUGCAGAAUGUCGUGUUGGUGAGCCCUUCGCUGAGUGGCUGCUAUGCCCUGCCCUUCCUGAUGCAAGGCCACCACCAGCUGCAUGGAUUCGUGCCCAUUGCACCUGCGUCCACCCAGAACUACACCCAAGAACAAUUCCAGGCCGUGAAGACCCCGACUCUCAUCCUGUAUGGGGAGCUGGACCACAUCCUGGCUUGGGAGUCACUGCGGCAGCUCCGCCACCUGCCUAACCACUCUGUGGUGAAGCUGCGCGAUGCAGGCCAUGCCUGCUACCUCCACAAACCACAAGACUUCCACCUCGUCCUCCUUGCCUUCCUUGACCAUCUGCCUUGAGCUCACCCACUGUCCAGGCCCCAGGCCUGGCCUGAGCUUGGAGGAUCUGGACCAGUCCCCACCAGGGAGGCAGCCCCUGGGGUUGGAGGGCAGAGGCCAGAGGGCUAGGCCCAGUCAGGACCUCUCAUUUCAUCUCAGAGGCACAAUAAAAAAAAGCAUUUUUGUUA
Molecule: messenger RNA, 2212 nt
Organism: Mesoplodon densirostris (Blainville's beaked whale)
Lineage: Eukaryota; Metazoa; Chordata; Mammalia; Artiodactyla; Ziphiidae
Gene: ABHD14A
Product: abhydrolase domain containing 14A
Exons: 8
Coding region: 1317-2045 (242 amino acids)
Cellular component (GO): cytoplasm
Source: RefSeq, a predicted model, not a curated record